GGAGGAGGAGGAGGAUGUCGGAAGAGCCGGACGCGGACAAGAUGAUCAAGGAAACUUCUAUUUUAGAAGAGUACCACAUUAACUGGACUCAAAAGCUGGGAGCAGGAAUCAGUGGUCCAGUAAGAGUCUGUAUGAAAAAAUCGUCUCAAGAACGGUUUGCACUGAAAAUUCUUCUUGAUCGCCCAAAAGCUAGAAAUGAGGUCCGGCUGCACAUGAUGUGUGCGACGCAUCCCAACAUUGUUCAGAUUAUCGAAGUGUACGCUAACAGCGUGCAGUUCCCUCAUGAGUCCAGCCCAAGGGCUCGGCUUCUAAUUGUAAUGGAGAUGAUGGAAGGGGGCGAACUCUUUCACAGAAUCAGCCAACAUCGGCACUUUACUGAGAAGCAAGCAAGCCAAGUAACAAAGCAGGCAACCUUGGCUUUGCAACAUUGUCAUUCUCUGAACAUUGCCCAUCGAGACCUCAAGCCUGAGAACCUUCUUUUCAAGGAUAAUUCUUUGGACGCCCCGGUGAAGCUGUGUGACUUUGGAUUUGCCAAGGUCGACCAGGGUGACCUGAUGACCCCACAAUUCACUCCCUACUAUGUAGCACCUCAGGUUCUAGAGGCACAAAGAAGACAUCAAAAAGAGAAGUCUGGUAUCAUCCCUACCUCACCAACACCUUACACUUACAAUAAGAGCUGUGACUUGUGGUCCCUUGGCGUCAUCAUUUAUGUGAUGCUGUGUGGUUACCCACCUUUUUACUCCAAGCACCACAGCCGGACAAUUCCCAAAGACAUGCGGAAAAAGAUCAUGACGGGGAGCUUUGAGUUUCCGGAGGAAGAGUGGAGCCAGAUCUCAGAGAUGGCAAAAGACAUUGUGCGCAAGUUGUUGAAGGUAAAGCCGGAGGAAAGGCUGACCAUCGAAGGUGUUCUGGACCACCCUUGGCUGAACUCUACAGAGGCUCUCGAUAACAUUUUGCCCUCUGCCCAGUUAAUGAUGGACAAGGCAAUGGUUGCUGGUAUUCAGCAGGCGCAUGCGGAGCAGCUGGCAAACAUGAGAAUCCAGGACCUCAAAGUCAGCCUCAAACCCCUCCACUCUGUCAACAACCCAAUCCUGCGCAAAAGAAAACUGCUGGGAACAAAACCAAAGGACAGCGUGUACAUCCACGAUCCCGAGAACAGCAGCGAGGACUCCAAUGUGGCUCUGGAAAAGCUCCGAGAUGUGAUUGCGCAGUGCAUUCUGCCGCAGGCUGGUAAAGGCGAGAAUGAGGACGAGAAACUGAAUGAAGUGAUGCAGGAAGCGUGGAAGUAUAACCGGGAGUGUAAAUUAUUGCGGGACACCCUUCAGACCUUCAGCUGGAACGGCAGAGGAUUCACAGACAAAGUGGACCGUCUAAAACUGGCAGAAAUAGUGAAACAAGUCAUUGAGGAGCAGACAAAUUCCCAUGACUCUCAAUAGCUGGAGCUGCUGCUUUUUUAAGAGCAAAGACAGAGAAACC
Euleptes europaea (tarantolino) is the source of this 1476-nucleotide messenger RNA. RefSeq names its product MAPK activated protein kinase 5 (gene MAPKAPK5). Gene Ontology annotation, molecular function: calcium/calmodulin-dependent protein kinase activity; mitogen-activated protein kinase binding; calcium-dependent protein serine/threonine kinase activity. The record is from RefSeq and is a predicted model, not a curated record. Gene Ontology annotation, cellular component: cytoplasm; nucleus. Gene Ontology annotation, biological process: protein autophosphorylation; Ras protein signal transduction; negative regulation of TOR signaling. The transcript has 14 exons. NCBI's taxonomy places the organism in Eukaryota, Metazoa, Chordata, Lepidosauria, Squamata, Sphaerodactylidae. Bases 15 to 1436 code for a protein of 473 amino acids.